Molecule: messenger RNA, 1975 nt
Organism: Solanum verrucosum
Lineage: Eukaryota; Viridiplantae; Streptophyta; Magnoliopsida; Solanales; Solanaceae
Product: SUN domain-containing protein 5
Exons: 4
Coding region: 202-1974 (590 amino acids)
Biological process (GO): protein folding in endoplasmic reticulum
Cellular component (GO): membrane; cytoplasm
Source: RefSeq, a predicted model, not a curated record
CCGCUAGUUGGGGAAUUCAAUACAUUUGUUCUCCACGAAAAAAAUCACAAAAACUCAUUAAAAAAAACCACAAAAACAAGAUUCCCUUUUUCUUCAUCUUCUUCCUCUUUCUUCUGAUCAAAACUCAAUAAAACCAAAAAAAUAAAUAAAUUAUACUCUAUGCAAUCGGCUCUCAAUCAUGAAAUAUAGUAUUGAGAAGAGAUGACGAAACCUCGUAACAUCGUAUACAACGAUGUAGUCUCCAAACCUCAGCUGUCUUUGCGGCUCUUCUUUUCUAUUUUCUGUGCCCUUCUGCUUUUCUAUUCUAUGUUCGUUUAUGGAUAUGGAGGGAUUUCUCUUGCCUAUGCUGAGACUCUUACCAAUUAUAGUGUUAAUGAUAGAGAGUUCAACAGCUCCACUCAACCGCUUUUAGAAAGCAGAGGGAAGAGCAGCAAAACUGAAGUACUAUUGGAACUCAACAUAUCAGUUAAGAUUAAUGAUUCUUGUAGUCCUACAGAUAACAUUGCAACCCCUGUGCAUUCACUGCAAAAAACAAGUGCAUUGGAGGAUGCAGUUUCUACUAUUUUAGGUUACAACAUGUUAAUAUGCCAAAUGCAGCCAAAAGUAGUGCAUAGCCGUCGUAAUGAAGGUCGGCUACUCAAUGGAAGAACUCAAUUGACCUAUCCGAAUCUGGAAGAAUUUAGAAGCAUUACAAAACAAGAAAAGAUAGGGAGCACAGCAAGUCAGUUAGUAAAUAUCACCCACAGGCUUGAGCCUGAUGGUACGCCCUACAAUUAUGCCUCGUCAUCCAAGGGUGCUAAAGUGGUGGCCCACAAUAAAGAAGCAAAAGGAGCAAACAACGUACUGAACAAGGAUCAUGAUAAGUAUCUCAGAAACCCUUGUUCUGUGGUCGGGAAAUUCUUUGUUAUUGAGCUUGCAGAUGAAACUCUAGUUGAUGCAGUCAAAAUUGCAAAUUUCGAGCAUUAUUCAUCUAGGCUAAAAGAAUUUGAGUUAUCCGGGAGUCUGGUAUAUCCAACUGAGACGUGGAAUCCACUGGGAACUUUUGUUGCAGAAAAUGUCAAGCAUGCUCAGUGUUUUAAGCUACCUGAACCAAAAUGGGUUAGAUACUUGAAGCUAAAUUUACUCACGCAUUAUGGUUCUGAAUUUUAUUGUACUAUCAGUUUUAUCGAGGUCUAUGGUAUUGAUGCCAUAGAGCAGAUGCUUGAGGAUCUUAUCGUCCAUUCCCCUGAGUCUUCUCCUGAUAAAAUGGGAAAUCUUAACAAAACUGCUAUGCUGUCUAUUAUACCAGAUUCAGGUUCUGACUACCAUGAAACAAAGGGUAUCGUCCAAAAUGUGGUAGAGUCUGCAAACCAGGGGCUAGAAAAUUUUGAUGAAGGGCAAGGUACUAAUUUAGAUGCAACAAGGAAAAAACAAACCAUAACCAAUGGCCCUGAGUUUAUAAAAAAGCAUAGGCAGCAAUCAAAUGGCAGAACUCAUGGCGAUGCAGUCCUAAAAAUACUGCUGCAAAAGGUGAGAGCACUUGAAUUGAACUUAUCUGUCCUGGAGCAGUACAUUAAAGAGCUGAGCAAGAGGCAAGGUGACAUUCUGCCUGAGCUAGAUAAUGAAAUUUCUCAAGUUUCAGAUCUCCUAGAGAAAAGCAAAUUAGAGAUCAAGGAUCUUCUGAAAUGGAAAGAGAAUAUGGAGAAAGAAAAUAGUGAUCUUGAAUCUUGGAAAGCUUCUGUAUCAGCUCAAUUGGAUUUAUUGGUCAACGGAAAUCGCAUGCUAAGAUUAGACGUCGAAAAGGUUGUGAAUGACCAAAAGAGUUUGGAAAAGAAAGAGUUGGCUAUGUUCUCAAUCAGCUUAUCGUUUGCAUGUAUUGCAAUUCUCAAGUUAGUUUCACAUAGAUUUCAAACAACAUUCGCGACAAGUCGAGGUUGGCUGUUGAUUCUUGUUAGCAGCAGCUUAAUUGCAUGUGUCACAUUGUUUUAUAGUUAAA